Messenger RNA from Rhinolophus ferrumequinum (greater horseshoe bat), 1677 nucleotides. It is a transcript of the gene OXA1L, whose product is annotated as OXA1L mitochondrial inner membrane protein. The transcript has 10 exons. Gene Ontology annotation, cellular component: mitochondrial inner membrane. Lineage: Eukaryota; Metazoa; Chordata; Mammalia; Chiroptera; Rhinolophidae. The record is from RefSeq and is a predicted model, not a curated record. Gene Ontology annotation, molecular function: membrane insertase activity. Gene Ontology annotation, biological process: mitochondrial respiratory chain complex IV assembly; protein insertion into mitochondrial inner membrane from matrix. Bases 91 to 1401 code for a protein of 436 amino acids.
CGGCUUCAAGCCCAUUUCCAAAAGGGCUUCCUGCCGCGGUGCUGCGGCUCUGAGUGCGCACGCGCGACCACAAGCCCUCUUCCUGGCAAAAUGGCGGUGGGGUUGAUGUGCGGGCGCCGGGAGCUUCUGCGCCUGCUGCGGCCCCAGCGUCAGUUCCACAGCGUCCCAGGACCUUCGCAGUGGCCCCGGACACCGCUGGCCGCGGGGCUCUGGUUCCCAGGCGGCCCGUGCUGCAGGCGCCCGCAGUAUGUCCUCCUCGGGGCCCCUAGCCCCCGUGGCCUCAGUAUCUCCGCCAUCUCUUUUGCAGAAGCCCAGGUUCAGGCCCCUCCGGUCAUUCCUGCAACUCCCUCACCUACAGCGAUAACUGAGGUGGCUCCUGGAGAGACUGCAGAUAUAGUCCAGGCUGCAGCAGAACAGAGCUUCACUGACCUGGGGCUGGGGUCAUACACCCCAGUGGGACUGAUCCAGAAUCUACUAGAAUUUAUGCAUGUUAACCUAGGCCUGCCUUGGUGGGGGGCCAUUGCUGCAUGUACAGUUUUUGCCCGCUGCCUGGUGUUUCCUCUCAUUGUGAAGGGCCAACGAGAGGCAGCCAAGAUCCACAACCACAUGCCAGAGAUCCAGAAGUUUUCCACUCGGAUCAGAGAAGCCAAGUUGGCAGGAGAUCAUGUUGAGUUUUACAGGGCCUCCUCGGAGAUGACAUUUUAUCAGAAAAAGCAUGAUAUUAAACUCCUUAGACCUCUCAUUCUACCUCUUACACAGGCCCCAAUCUUCAUCUCCUUCUUCAUUGCCUUGAGAGAAAUGGCCAGCCUUCCUGUGCCCAGUCUACAGACAGGUGGCCUCUGGUGGUUCCAGGAUCUCACACUAUCUGACCCCCUCUACGUAUUACCACUGGUAGUCACUGCUACAAUGUGGGGUGUCCUUGAGCUAGGUGCUGAGACUGGUGUACAAAGUGCUGACCUUCAGUGGAUGAGAAAUGUUAUGAGAUUGAUGCCCCUGGCAGUCUUGCCCAUAACCAUCCAUUUCCCCUCGGCAGUGUUCAUGUAUUGGCUCUCCUCCAACCUGUUUUCCCUGAGCCAGGUGGCUUGCCUACGGAUUCCUGCUGUACGCAGUGUACUUAAAAUCCCCCAGCGUGUUGUGCACGAUUCCAGCAAAUUACCUCCACGGGAAGGCUUCUUACAGAGCUUCAAAAAAGGCUGGAAGAAUGCUGAACUCACCCAUCAGCUACAAGAGCGUGAACGACGUAUGCAGAAUCACUUGGAGCUAGCAGCUAGGGGUCCCUUACGACAGACUUUUACCCACAACCCUCUGCUACAGCAUGGAAAAAAUCCCUCUCCCAACCCCCCGAACAGCAGCAGCAACAAACCAAAGUCAAAGCAGCCCUGGCGUGACACGCUUGGCUGAAUGCUGUUCCCUGCUCAUAGUGGCAGGAACUCUCUUCAAAGACUAAGCCUUAGAACAAGAUUCGACGCUGGUUCCUUGCCCCAGACCUAGGAACUGUGGGACAUGGAGAUGUUCGUUUUCAAUGUGGAUUUCACUGCAGACUCUCCUGCCUAAGUAUAAGACCACUGGGAAGCCAGGUGAUCUUCCCUUCCUCAGAAUUAGGAAACAUCUGUACUGUACGCUGCUUCCUGAUAUUUAUUAAACGGACAGAUGGAUUAUGUGCUUCAGAAAACUGAA